Molecule: messenger RNA, 3530 nt
Organism: Cynara cardunculus var. scolymus (artichoke)
Lineage: Eukaryota; Viridiplantae; Streptophyta; Magnoliopsida; Asterales; Asteraceae
Product: DNA mismatch repair protein MSH3
Exons: 13
Coding region: 14-3304 (1096 amino acids)
Biological process (GO): mitotic recombination; mismatch repair
Cellular component (GO): nucleus
Molecular function (GO): ATP-dependent DNA damage sensor activity; mismatched DNA binding; ATP binding
Source: RefSeq, a predicted model, not a curated record
CACCGUCACCGUCAUGGGAAAGCAGAAACAACAAAUCAUUUCCCGUUUCUUCGCUCCCAAACCCAAGCCCUCUUCGCCUCCAUCGUCACCGCCGCCGUCGCAAUCAUCUCUCCCGAAUCUAUCAACUCCUCCACCGAAAAUCUCUGCCACCGUCACCUUCUCCCCUCUCAAGCGCCUCCGUACCUCCCAACUCUUAUCGCCGGUCAAUAAACCUCCCAAAACCCCCCUGUUAUCGUCCAAUUCCGACCUUCCGGAAUCUUCUCGAACCAAACUAUCUCCGCACACUCAAAACCCUAUACCCCAUUUAUCCAAUCCUACUCUUCACGAAAAGUUUCUAAACAAACUUCUAGAACCUUCUCAUGAAGAUAGACGGAAUGUUUCCACUUCAAAUACUAUAGUUUCUGUAAAUCCUAAAUACACUCCAUUAGAGCAGCAGGUAGUGGAGCUUAAAGCCAAGUACAAAGACGUUCUUUUAAUGGUUGAAGUUGGUUACAAGUUCCGUUUCUUUGGUCAAGAUGCUGAGAAUGCUGCUAGGGUUUUGGGAAUUUUUGCACAUAUGGAUCACAAUUUCUUGACAGCUAGUAUACCCACUUUCCGAUUGAACUUCCAUGUGAGGAGGCUGGUAAGUGCAGGGUACAAGGUGGGUGUUGUUAAACAGACCGAGACCGCAACCAUUAAGGCUCACGGUUCUAAUAAAUUGGGUCCAUUUUGCCGUGGCUUAUCAGCAUUGUACACAAAGGCUACCUUGGAAGCGUCUGAGGAUGUGGGUGAGGGAGAUGAAGGGUGUGGAUCAUGUAAUAGUUAUUUGGUUUGUGUUGUUGAAAAGAAGAUUGAUGUUGCGAAAGGUAGUGGAAGUGGGAAUGAUGUGAAAAUUGGGAUUGUGGCUGUUGAAAUUUCAACAGGAGAUGUUAUUUAUGGAGAGUUUGAUGAUAACUUAUUAAGAACUGGGAUUGAGGCUAAGAUACUGAGCUUAUCUCCUGCUGAAUUGCUUAUUGGUGAUCCCUUAUCUAAGCUAACAGAGAAGUUUUUACUAGCAUAUGCUGGACCUGCCUCAAAUGUCCGUGUGGAGCGUGUCUCCCGAGAUCGAUAUGCAGAUGGUGGUGCCCUUGCUGAAGUAUUGACUUCCUAUGAUAGAAUGGGAGAUAGCCAUUUAAAUGAUAAUCCUCAAAGAGAGUAUGUGGAGUUAGAGGAAAAAACAAAAAGGCACUUGGCAAUUAAGGCGAUCAUGGCUAUGCCUGAUUUGGCUGUUCAGGCAUUAGCCUUGACCAUUGAUCAUUUGAAGCAAUUUGGUUUUGAAAGAAUUCUGUGCUUGGGAGCUUCAUUUCGGCCUUUCUCUAACAAUGUGGAGAUGACCCUUUCAGCCAAUGCUAUACAACAAUUAGAGGUUUUGAAGAACAACUCCGAUGGAUCUGAGUCUGGCUCAUUACUAGAGCGUAUGAAUCACACUCUUACAAUAUCUGGUUCAAGGCUUCUCAGGCACUGGGUGAGUCAUCCUUUACGUGACAGAAACAUGAUCAAUGCUCGUCUUGAUGCCAUUUCUGAGAUUCUUGAAUCAAUGGGUUCUCAUAAUACUUGUAGUGAUCGGGGAUAUGAAAGAACGAAGCUUCAUCAAUUGCUAACUUCAGUUCUGACUAAUUUAGGAAGGUCGCCUGAUAUCCAACGUGGAAUUACAAGAAUUUUCCAUCGGACUGCCACAGCGUUGGAGUUCAUAGCGGUCAUUGAAGCCAUCUUACUGUCAGGGAAACAGCUUCGGCAGCUUCAAGUGGAAGAAGAGGAUGAAGGUGACCGCUUGCAAGCAAACUCCAUCCACUCUCCGUUGCUGAGAAAGUUGAUUUUAACUGCAUCUUCAUCCAACAUAAUUUCUAGGACAUCAAGGCUACUUGCUGCCUUGAAUAAGGAAGCUGCUGAGCAGCGUGAUAUUCCCAAUCUGUUUGUCGUUUCUGAAGGAGCAUUUCAAGAGAUUGCUACAGCAAGGAAUAAAGUGAAGCAGGCAAAGGAGAAGUUAGAUUUAUUGAUUGGUUUAUACCGCAAACAACUGAGAAAUCAGAAGUUGGAGUUCACGACCGUUUCUGGGACGACACAUUUGAUAGAGUUGCCACAAGACGUAAAAGUGCCUUCGAAUUGGGUGAAAGUUAACAGUACUAAAAAGGCAAUACGCUAUCAUGCACCAGAAGUAUUGACGGCUUUAGACGACCUAUCAUUGGCUAAUGAGGAGCUCCUUCUUGUCUGCCGCUCCACUUGGCAAAACUUUCUAAAUGAAUUCGGUGGUUACUAUUCUGAGUUGCAAGUGGCUGUUCAAGCACUAGCGGCUUUGGAUUGCCUGCAUUCUCUUGCUCUUCUGGCAAGAAAUAAGGAUUACAUUCGCCCAGUUUUUGUUGAUGAUAGUGAACCUGUUCAGAUUUGUGUAUCUUCAGGCCGUCAUCCGGUUAUGGAGACUAUGCUACAAGAUAGUUUUGUUCCAAAUGAUACUAGUUUGCAUGCAGAUGGAGAGUAUUGUCAAAUUGUUACGGGACCAAAUAUGGGCGGAAAGAGUUGUUAUAUACGACAAGUGGCUCUCCUUGCCAUCAUGGCACAGGUUGGUUCCUUUGUACCAGCAUCGUCGGCAAAACUGCAUGUGUUAGAUGGCAUAUACACAAGAAUGGGAGCUUCCGAUAGCAUCCAACAAGGUAGGAGCACAUUUUUAGAAGAACUGGGGGAGGCUUCUCAUAUACUUGAGAGUUGCACAGGCCAGUCUUUAGUGAUCCUUGAUGAGCUUGGAAGAGGCACAAGCACACAUGAUGGAGUUGCAAUUGCUUAUGCCACAUUGCAGUACCUGUUAGAGCAGAAAAGAUGCAUGGUACUAUUUGUGACUCAUUACCCAGAGAUAGUCAAAAUGGCAAAAGGGUUAACUGGAUGUAUGGGAUCGUAUCAUGUUUCAUACCUGACAUCGCAGAAAGGCGAGCCUAAUGGUGACUAUGAAGAUGUUGUUUACCUUUAUAAGCUUGUACCUGGUGUUUCAGAAAGGAGCUUUGGAUUUAAAGUUGCUCAGCUUGCACAGUUGCCAUUGUCAUGUAUAAAUCGAGCGAGUGUGAUGGCAAUGAGAUUAGAAGACGUAGUGAGGAAAAAGAAAAUAUUACAAGAAUCAGGGAGAAAUGAUGAAGCUGGAGAUAUGGAAGGGUACAAAGAGAUGUUCUCAAAUCUGAAUUUAGCAGCAUAUUCACAAGAUAUUGAUCCUGCCAAAAGCUUCGAGUGUUUAAAGACUGCUAGAAGCCUUGCGCUUGAGUUGAUAAAUAGAUCAAUGACCGAGUUUAUGAUGGCGAAUUAACGGUAAAGGAAGUAAAAUUAUAGAAAAAUUUCAACUAGUUUUAUCUUUGUUAUUUUAUCAGUAGUGUUCAGCUAUGCAUGUAAAAUAGUAGAAUCAUAUUCAAAACAGUUGAUUGAGACAUGCCAUACAUACAUGCAGAGGCUUUUAGUGGAGACUGACUACAAUCAUUCACGGACCGAAUGUCAUUUGAAUGUUCUGUAAUUGACGCAGUAAAGUAAACUCAUGU